AUGAGUGGUGGAUGGGCUACCACAAUGCGCAUGGAUCGUGUCACUUGACCUACCUGGUGAGAAAGACAAUUCCAAGUCAAGGAUUGCCGGGGCUCAAUUUUCCAACUCGUCUUCUACUGCCAACUCAGAAAAAGGUUACAGGUACUCCAGUUUCUUUGGGUAACUCCAAAUCUUGAAGAAAGUGGAAUGCUUAUUUAAGCUUACCCACCCAUCCAUCUUCACAGCAACUAUGGAGCUAUCUCACCUUCUGCCAUUUUUUAUGCUCAUCUUCAUUUCUUUCUUCAUGACUCUGCCUAUUAUGUGUGUAUCGCACUUGUCAUUACUCAACAACCUCACCGACCAACAAGCUUUGCUCUCCUUCAAAGACCAUGUUAUCUUUGAUCCCUAUAAUGUCUUGGGUGACUGGAACAACAACAUGAACUUCUGCAAUUGGACUGGUGUCUCUGCAACAAACGCAGGCAUAGAGUAACCUACUUGAACUUAGCAAACACUGGAUUGCAAGGCAUGCUCACCCCCCACAUAGGGAAUCUAUCAUUUUUGCAGGUUCUUAACUUGCUAAACAACAGCUUCCAUGGAAGCAUACCUCCGCAAAUCGGCCACUUGUAUCGCUUGCAAGCCCUUGUCAUUUCCCGAAACCAAUUGGAAGGAAGCAUCCCUAAAGAGAUGGGACUUCUGCCAAACAUAAAGGGUUUGUAUCUUGGAGGUAAUUCCCUUACGGGCACCAUCCCCCCUUCACUUGGAAAUCUUUCUACCUUGGAGGGUAUCCAACUAGCUACGAAUCUUCUAUAUGGAAACAUCCCUAUGGAAUUGGGUCUUCUACGAGAGCUAAAGCUUUUUGAUCUCUGUCAUAAUUCUCUUACAGGUACCAUCCCCCCAUCACUCGGAAAUAUUUCUACCUUGGAGGAAAUCUGGUUAUAUGAAAAUCUUAUACACGGUAGCAUACCUGAUGAGAUUGGACUUUUAAGUGGUAUAACCAUCCUAAAUUUCCACGCUAACAACUUCACUGGACCUAUUCCUUCUUCACUAUUCAAUAUGUCCUCUUUGAUAUAUUUAGUCCUCUAUUCGAAUGAUUUCUCUGGCUCGCUUCCUACAAACAUGGGUUCUAUGUUGCCUAAUCUUGAAGAACUUUACCUUUGGAGCAACCAACUGAGUGGGCAAAUCCCAUCUUCUUUAUAUAAUGCUUCAAAGCUCACUGUACUUGAGCUACAGAAAAACCAAUUCAAUGGACCGGUGCCCACAUCACUUGGACAUCUAACAGCCCUCAAAGUACUCAAACUCAAUAGCAACCAUUUAGAGAACGGGCCUGUAAGUCCUAACCUCAGUUUCAUUGAUUCUUUAACCAAUUGCACAUUCUUGGAAUAUCUACAACUAGGCGAUAAUCUAUUUGCAGGAUUUUUGCCGGACUCCAUAGGAAACCUCUCAAACAAUCUUAAAACCUUUACCCUUAAUGGCUGUCAUAUCAAGGGAAGCAUUCCAGCGAGCAUUGGGAACCUCCAAAAUUUAACAGGUUUGGAUUUAAGUGGCAACUCCAUUAGUGGAAGGCUCCCAUCAGAGAUAAGUAGAUUGCAUAAGAUUGGAGCUUUGCUAUUGUACGGGAACAAGUUGGAAGGAUCCAUCCCCACAGAGUUUGGUCAGUUGCAGAGUUUGCUCUACUUGUACCUCAACGAUAACAUGCUUUCUGGUUCAAUGCCUUCUUCCAUUAAUAACCUCACCAAAAUCUGUGACUUAAACCUGGGCAACAACAAAUUAUCUGGGGAGCUACCUACUGGAAUAUGGAGCGAAGCAUUGCUCGAGGUAGAUUUAUCCCGAAACUACUUCUCGAGUCUUUUGCCCCAAUUGAUGGGACAUUCAAUUAUGUUGACCCAAGUUAACUUUUCUGAUAAUCAUUUAUUUGGAAAUUUACCUAAUAGCAUGGGAAACCUCCAGUAUCUUGAAACCCUUGACCUUUCUCUUAACUCAUUUCAAGGGACAAUCCCUACAACAUUUGGAGAUAUGAUAAGCUUGAAGUACGUGGAUAUCUCUUCCAAUAAAUUGUCUGGCGAGAUCCCAGAAUCAUUGUGUUCAGUUCCAAAUCUUUUCUUCUUAAACCUUUCUUUCAAUGGGUUAGAAGGGCCAAUUCCAAGCAAAGGAGUAUUUACAAAUAUUACAGCUGAUUCUUUUAGUGGCAACCCACGACUAUGUGGACCCCCAAAGCUAAGAGUGCCGGCAUGCCCGAUCAAUACUACAACACCAAGGUCAAGGUCAAGGUCAUGGUCAUGGAUGAAAUCAUUGGCAUUUGAAAUCCCUCUUGCGAUCAUAUGUGCCUUUGUCUUUAGCCUAUUAUGUGUUUAUCUUGUUUUCUUUAGGAGGCACGAGCUGAGUGUUUUAAGUGAUGGCGUAUCACAAAUGAAGGGUCCAGGGUGGAUAUCUUAUUAUGAGCUUCGUCGGGCAACCGAUAACUUCAACCGGUCAACCUUGCUUGGAGUUGGUAGCUUUGGUUCUGUAUACAAAGGAUUCCUAUCAGAUGGUUCACCGGCUGCAAUCAAAGUUCUGAAUUUGCAAAGAGAAGGUGCCACAAAGAGUUUUCAUGCAGAAUGCAGAGUGAUGCAAAAUAUACGCCACCGAAACCUGGUAAAGAUUAUUACCGUAUGUUCCAAUUUGGACUUCAAAGCUCUAGUUUUGCAAUUUAUGGCCAAUGGCAAUCUAGAGAGAUGGUUGUACCCUCAAGAUGGAGCCCAUUGUCGACUGAGUCUUCUCCAAAGAUUGGACAUUGUGAUAGAUGUAGCACAGGCCUUGGAAUACCUCCAUCACAGUUAUUCAGUACCAAUUAUUCAUCGCGAUUUGAAACCAAGUAACAUCCUCCUAAAUGAAGACAUGACUGCACAUGUUGGAGAUUUUGGACUCGCAAGGCUGAUUGGGGACCAAAACAUUGCUAGCCAAACGAGCACCAUUGGGACGAUUGGGUAUAUAGCUCCAGAAUAUGGUACGGGGAGCAAUAUAACAACCAGUGGAGAUGUCUAUAGCUUUGGGGUGGUAUUAUUUGAGAUUUUUACAAGGAAGAGGCCCACUGAUCCUAUGUUCUCUAAUGGUUUGAGCUUGUCAAAAUGGGUGGAUCAAGAACACUCGGAUGGAAUACUAGAAGUUGUGCAUGGGGAUCUCUUGUUGGAGAAUGAUAGCCACAACAAUGGUAGCAACUCAAAACUACAGUAUUCAAGUUCAACGUUUAAAUGCUUGUCAUCAGUUAUGCAAAUAGGUUUGUCAUGCACAAAGGAACGACCAAAUGAGAGGAUCGACAUGAGGGAUGCAGUCUUAAAAUUGAAGGACACAAGAUCAGAGUACAUGGCAAUUGUGCGGGCCUGAUUAUUGACAUAUUCAAAUUCUUCUUAUUCUUUUUACUUGUUUUUGUUUUUUUAUUUUUAUUUUUAAAGUGGUUGUGCCCUGGGAAGUUUGUGAUGCAGGACCAUCUAUUUAUAUAGCUUAGCAUUUGGUUGAAUCCAAUUUUAAUAUUGUAACUUACAGUAAUUUGUGAAGCUGAAGUUUUUUCCGAA
Amborella trichopoda is the source of this 3527-nucleotide messenger RNA. RefSeq names its product receptor kinase-like protein Xa21. Lineage: Eukaryota; Viridiplantae; Streptophyta; Magnoliopsida; Amborellales; Amborellaceae. Gene Ontology annotation, molecular function: protein kinase activity; ATP binding. Gene Ontology annotation, biological process: protein phosphorylation. Gene Ontology annotation, cellular component: membrane. The record is from RefSeq and is a predicted model, not a curated record.